Messenger RNA from Alosa alosa (allis shad), 2848 nucleotides. Its product is annotated as WD repeat, SAM and U-box domain-containing protein 1-like. The transcript has 9 exons. Gene Ontology annotation, biological process: protein ubiquitination. Gene Ontology annotation, molecular function: protein binding; ubiquitin-protein transferase activity. The coding region runs from base 1505 to 2281 and encodes 258 amino acids. The record is from RefSeq and is a predicted model, not a curated record. Lineage: Eukaryota; Metazoa; Chordata; Actinopteri; Clupeiformes; Clupeidae.
GCAACAGUGUUAUAUAUCCCUUAAAACUCUUUUUCCGAGUCAUCUGACUCUGCAGUGCAGUGCACACGCUCAGAUGAAUUUGGCCAGACACCCACUCAACCCCCCACUACAGUCCGUCCUCUCCAUCCUGUACAUGUAUAAGCAGGGGGCUCUUAGAGUGCUCACUGUAGUGUGUGAUGAAAGGAUCUGUCUGCUGAAAGCUCCUUUGAGUGUUGUAUGAUUAUUUUGUUGGCUGUGUUUAUUUCUCAGCUGGCCUUUUUUAUUUCUCGCUUUUCUUUUUUAUUUAUUGGGUCUAGGAAGAAAAUAAGUUGCACCUUCUCCUGUUUUAAUCUCUAGUGUUGAUAGAAUGUGUUUAUAAAUCAAGCGCAAUGGAACCUGGGGAUGAAUGGAGAUUGAUGCACGACAGUGGUGAUGCACUGUGUGUGUGUGUGUGUAAAAGAUAGAGAGAUUUUGUGCAUGCACUGUACAUCCAGGUCAGUGACUAACCUGUCUCUGUUGCUGUGGAAACGGCCAGUGUCUGGGGGAGAUGUGCGUUCAGUGUCAUGUCUCGCUGGGACAGGCAUGAAGCCUUUGUGCUGAGAGAAAUGAGACAGACAGACAGAGAGGGUGUGUGUGAGUGUGUGUGUCUGUGUGUGUGUGUGUGCACAUGCACACUCUCGCCACUCAUACGUGGCUCGACAGGCACUGGUCACAUACUCAACAGGCAGUCAUAAACAGACAGAUUUUUCUGUGUCCGCAGGACGAGGUGACACUGAAAAGUGCACUGUUGUAUUUUGAUGCUCAUAAUUCCCAGUCCACUCAGACCACAUCUAAACAAACUGAUGCAGCUGAUGUAGGCUUUAGGAGCUGUGUUUGGCACCAGUAGAUGUACUGUAGUGUGGCAGUACAGUUCCAUACGGUUCUUCUGUUCCACACUGGGGUUCUCCAUCUGCUCCAACAGAGACCAACGAGAGAUACAGUAGCUAGGGUAUCAGUAUUUUAGAAUUUAGAAUCAUCCAGUCCAACUAAUCCCAGGAAACGUAAUUAGGUAUUGCAUUUCAGCUUUGGACAAAAUUAAGAAUAAUUGUUUCAAUGCAAAUAGCUACUACAGCACUAGAAUAACAUACUGGCUGUGUGGUAAUGGGGUAAAAAGAAUGAGUUUAGUUUUUAGUUGUAGAAAUAAUAAAACAGAUGAAAAAUGUUAACAAGCCAUUGUUGGGGAUAAGAAUGCGCAGAUGCAAUGCCUUAGAGGGGGCUGCUCCAAAAUCUACAGUAGACCGUGUCCAGUAAAGGCCCUGUCUUCUUCUGUGCAAGGGUCAUCCAAGAAUUAUUGGUUUAAGUUGAAGAUGAAAAGAACAACCGCAAAGCUGAGCAAUUCCCAACAGCAUUAAGGGGCACAGCCAUGGCACACCAUAAUGAAAUCUUCAAAUCAAUUCUGAGGGCCAAUUAUGUGAGCCAGCGAAAGACAGCCAGGACGUCAAAUGUGCAGCCGUUGUUGUAGUACGCAGCAUGCAGAGGCUGUCGUAUGCAGCUGCUGCACUCUCUGACAGCCCAAUCUGGACCUGUGCUGUCCUGUGCCUUUUCCAGUGAUGGACAGCUGGUUGCAUCCGGAUCUGUGGAUAAAACGCUGGCCGUGUACGAUGCCAUUCGGGGAGUGCUGCUUCACACGUUGAACCAGCACGAAAGGUACGUGACCUCCUGUGCGUUCUCGCCUUCGCUCCCCUACCUCGCCUCGGGCUCCAUGGACAAGACGGUGAUCGUGUGGCGGCUGGGGGACGGCGACGAGAGCGGACGGCACGACGCUGAAGCCGCAGCUGCUGUUUGUCCAGGAAGGAAGCGUGCGGCCAUGGGUCACUCCAGGCUGCUGGUGAGAGACUGGACUGAGGAGCACGUGGGUGCCUGGCUGGCCGAGGAGGGAAUGGACGAGCUGGUCAGCGCCUUCAAGAGCCACAACAUCGACGGCCCCGAGCUCCUGAGCCUCACCAAAGACACCCUGGCCAAAGAGCUGCACAUCGGUUCGCUGGGGCUCCGUGGGAAGGUUCUGCGUAAGAUUGAGGAGCUGAGGCCGUCGCUGGAUGGUUCGGCGGCUCCAGACGAGUUCCUGUGUCCCAUUACCCAAGAGGUCCUUAAGGACCCUGUCAUCGCCGCAGAUGGCUUCUCCUACGAGCGUGAGGCUAUCGAGAGAUGGAUCGGCACCAAGAACCGCACCAGCCCCAUGACCAACCUGCCCCUGCCCACCACCAUGCUUACGCCAAACCGGAUGCUGAAGAUGGCCAUUAACCGCUGGAGGGCCUCCCAGUGAUGGAGAAAGAAUCCUUCUGAUGAUCCUGAACCUGAUGAAGCAGUAAUCCACUAGUUCAAGUGACGGAAGAAAAACAACAUGACUGCUCUUGACUGACGCAAUUGCAAAAUAUGCUGUUGUGCAAUGAUCGUCAUUUCCAGAUGAGGUUGUUUUUGGCUCUAUUCUAUUCAUUUUAAACUGAACAGAAUGUGUCAUCAAGAAGAUGCAUGGUACUUACAGUAAAACCCUGUUGCUUGGUCACAUGGGGUGAGGAAACAACAUUACAAUGAUGAUAACCCACUGGGUUGGAGAAUGAAAGAACUAUAAUUAUAUAAUCAUAAAAUGCUUUUAAGGCCCAUUUCCCAGAGACACGUAGAUCUAAAAUGUACAGUUAUGCACUUUUUAAAGAUGUAUUUUGAAUGUGAACCAAUCAAAUGAACAAGCUGUAGUUUUACCACUAACUACGUACAACUGACAUCAUCUGACCCUACACCCGCCAUGUACCUCAAUUGGCUUUGCAUCAUUGUAGCUGGGGCUGUAAAUGGCAAUGAAUGAAUAAACGGCAAUAAAUAAAGAUUAGAUUUUAAA